Phytomonas sp. EM1 is the source of this 256-nucleotide messenger RNA. The record is from the annotation of a GenBank genome assembly. NCBI's taxonomy places the organism in Eukaryota, Euglenozoa, Kinetoplastea, Trypanosomatida, Trypanosomatidae.
GCAACCAUAAGCUCAUUGACAACAUGCACUUGUUGUCCUACGGAACUAUAUUAUACCAAUAAAUUAGAGAACUGAAUUAACUUAUUUGGUUACUUUAAUUUGAAACACCUCAACGAGUUUGCAUGAGGAAGCAGAUGUAACUAGGAUGAAAAAUCGACUCACGUACAUUGUUUUUGAAUCCAAAAGAAAAGAAAAACAUGGGAUUCAACUUAAUCUAAGCCGACACUUGGAUUGUCUUUCAUCUUUCUUCGGAUGA